CGCGCAAAGGCGGCCGCGGGAAACAUGUUUCCCAUCCCACCGGUCUGCGCGGUUUACGUUACAACACAACCGCCGUCGUCAGCGUUUCAUUAUAGAAAGUCCGGGAAGUCAUCGUCUCCGUCGUUUUGCUGUGCUUAAGACUCGACCAAAAGUAAGUUCGUCAUGGAAAAAUCGUUGCGACUGAUCACCUACUUGGUCCCCAGCCAUCCCGUCGAGCUGUACGAGUGCAUAGCUCACUUCCUGGAAGACGAACUCAAACUGAAAGCCACGCUGUUCUACGAGUCCAGAGACUCCAUCGACCUGUUCGAGACCCGAUCGGAUCCUUUUACGAUCAACGAAGCCGACAUAGGUUUUUUUAGUCCAAUGCAGUAUGUAAGCUUGAAGAGAAUACGCCUAAUCAAACAUUUCGAACUAAUGCCCAUUACCCCGGUUUUUUCCCAUAAAAAAAACAACAAUGAACAUUCUGGAUACUACGCCGAUAUUAUCAUGCAUAAAGACGUGCAGAAAACGGUCAAUUCGUUUGUAGAUUUACGCGGCAACAGUUGGGCCUAUACGAGCGAUAGUUCGUUAAGUAGCAGUAUAUCCAUUCAGAAAUUGCUACGGACGCACGGAGAAAAUUCUUCAUUUUUUGGCAACACAAUAAGAACUGGAAAUCACUUGUUGUCCAUUAAGAAAGUACAAGACAAGCAAGUGACCGCGGCCGCGGUGGACUCGACAGCUUUUUACAACUACAAAAACAUUUUACACAAGGACAGCGAUGACAUCUGUAUUUUGGACAGCAUCGGUCCGUUGCCCCCUUUUGCGAUCGUGUGCAAUAAAAACAUAAAUAGUGAACUCAAGUCGAAAAUCAUCAACGCCUUGCUUUACGAAACGUCAAAACGAACGUGGGGAAACCAAUUUAAGAAGUUCGGUUUGGUCAAGUUUACCGAAAAUUCUGAUUACGCUUACACCGAACUGGAGUACUACGAUACGACACAUAACCAAGGACUUUCUUCGAUUUACUAUUAACGCAACUUGGAAAAAAAAAUAUGUUUAUGUAAAAUGUAUACCUGUAUUUGUUUUGUUAUCUUCGUAAAAAUAUUUUAUACUUAAAUUUCGCGUUUAUAUGUUUUGACUUGUAAUGUUUUAUCUACAUUUUAAUACACUCCAAAUUAUAAUGCGGUUGACUUAUGAGUUGAGUGAGUUUUGUAAAAUCAUUUUUAUAGCAUGUUUUUUACCUUAUACUCGUUUGAAAACGAUCAAUAAAUAUUUUUAUUAAUAAACUACCUAUUUUAAUAGUAUUAGUACCUAAUUAUUUUUAAUUUUAUUUUAUUUAAUAUAUUCGUUACUAGAAUAUACGAGGCGAUUACAUCAUGAUAUCAGAUAAUGUACAAAUUCAAAUUAUAAUUAUACAAUAAUUCAGUUAUA
Messenger RNA from Adelges cooleyi (spruce gall adelgid), 1407 nucleotides. RefSeq lists its product as uncharacterized. The coding region runs from base 163 to 1008 and encodes 281 amino acids. NCBI's taxonomy places the organism in Eukaryota, Metazoa, Arthropoda, Insecta, Hemiptera, Adelgidae. The transcript has 6 exons. The record is from RefSeq and is a predicted model, not a curated record.